AUUACCGAACAAAUAGCAGUACUAGAGAUAAUUUUCGAAGAUCAAAGGAUAUUUAUAAACUUUGAUAUUUGUGCAAAAAUCUGCAAUAGCCAGAAAUGGAAAAACAUCGAAGCUUCGAAAGAAAUCAAUGUAAAUAAUUGAAGAAUCAAUAUGAAAAUAUAGUUAAACGAUAUGAUUAUAGAAGAAAUAACGAUGCUAGAGAUAAUUUGCAAAUACCACAAGAUAUAUUUAUGAACUUGGAUAUUUGUAUAAAAACAUUGCAUAACCGGCGAUUGAAAAAAGAAACGGGAGACAGCGACAGCUGCGAAAGCGAGUCGAUGAAAAAUCAACGGCCACGAUAACUUCCGCUUCGAAGCGGUAUCCACCAGCUGUCGUUAAUGAAACGAUACCUACGUAGUCGUAUAAUGGUACAAUGCAUAAAAUAACUGGACAUUAUUGUAAAAUUACCAGCAUGUAUUAAUCAAAGCAACCGCAAACAUGGAAAAGGAGGAACUUCGCUUGUCUUCCGAGAAUCUGAAAACAUUCCUCCGUCAACAACGUUCCUGUCGAAGGCUAAAGAACGACUAACAACCAUUCGUGUUGCUUUACGCUCGCCGAUCGGUGAAGGAGCAGGACAAAUAAGACCAACUAGUCAAUGGUGGAACAGAGAGGGCAACUGCAUCGUUGGAAUAACAGUACUCUCACAUUGGUGAACGCCGUCGAAGCACGAACGAAUGACGUCGCUCGAUGAAAACACGACGAAGAGAAAAGCUCCAGGGAGCUUAAAAGAGAUACAGACGUGGAUCGUGCUCUAGUUUAGAUCUAGAGCCGAAUAUGUCUUGCUUGGGAAUGUCCUGUUACGAGGAUGGCUUCCGGUUGGCUGGUCCCGCAUCGGAAUGCUCCCUCAGAAGCAAGGCCCGCAUCGAUGCCCUGUUCGAAGAUUCGAGGUCGAUCUACGGAUCGAACAUUGGCGGUUGGUAUGGCGCGGUAUCAACCAUGAACUCGAAUCAGCUGGAGGACAUGGGGGUGGACGAGCAAAGAAGGGUGAACAGCGCCGUGCAGGCGAGGAUCGAGGCGAUGUUCGCUUCCGUGGAAGCCGAAAGCGAAACACCCGGAGAAUGCGCCGCCGCGAUUUUACCGGUGAAAUAUAUGGGCGCAGCACCUGUGGGUGGUCGCGUGGCAAGCGUUCGAGGCCUCCAAGAACCCCUACGUCAGCUUCUGGAAAGAAUCCAAUGUUCUGUGCGGGCGGAACUCGAAGUCUCCAGACGAGGGUUGACUUUCCGCACGUCUGACGCCUGCGAGAAGAACAACCCCUUCCGCAGGAUCGCCGUGUGGAGUGCACUGAGGCUUCGUAAUAAACGUAUGCCAUCGGGAGAGCUGCAUCACGCUUUCUUGCCGUUAGUCGGUGAUCACGAACAGAGCCAGACAAGCGAGGAGAAGCACGCAGACUUGUACAGAACAAUGCGUGGCCUGAAAACGACAUCAGACCACUAUUCACCGAUAUUUGCAGUAGUAAUGCGACGACCAGGGGCGACCAGGUUACUAGAAUGCCACGCGUUCGCGUGUGAGACGGAAGAGGAUGCAGUGGCUGCUGCGGCGACCCUCUACAGGUCUCUACUCGCUGAUUUGGACGCGAAUCGACGUCGUCCAAGGCACACGAACGGCGUUGGUUGCAUGAGCAUAGCCUCGGUAGCCUCCAGCGUCAGAGAACCGAGUCCAAGCAGCAGGCUCAGUACCAGAAUGAACAUAUUACAAUCGGAAGCUAUCAGAUCGACUCCUCAACAUCCUGUGAGACCUCCAAGAACGAAGAAGACCUCCGUAUCCAGCUCGGUAACGGAAGAGGAAACUGAAAAAUCAUCUGGUUUACAAAAAACUCCCAGAAGAAAGAAGAAAAAUUCUGAUAUCAAAGCAGAAGAUGUUUUGGAGGCUCGAGGAAGAAGAAAAGAGGCUGGUCCGAAAGAAAAGACCAAUCCAGUGGUCCAGAGCUUCAGUUCUAUUCAGACGAACUUUGACUCGAAAGUUUCCAAGAAAGAGGAACGCGAAAAUUCGAAGAAUAAAACGUUCGGAAUUAAACAAGAAUUAAACGCUGCUGAAAAGAUCGAAGUAGAAAACUCGAAUAAUUCUGCGAACAAGAUUUACGACAUAGGGGCCAAUGGAUUUUAUGAGACAGUCUCUAACAGAUACGAGAAGCUUCCAAUAAUUGGAAAAGCGGGGAAAGUCGAGAGUCCGGCGCAAGAAACUCCGAUUAAAGAAGCAGAUGACGUGAAGGAAAGAAUGUACGAAAAAUCUCACGGUUCCUAUGACCUGAAUAAUCCUGUGUCCUCGAGAGACGCGUCUAAGGAUCAAGAAACACACUCUGCGAGGUCAGACGUUAUAAUCUACGACAGGAUCGAAAGAUCAGGCUGCAAGAGCGAAGAAAAUGCAUUGUACGAACGAGCUUUGAAGAGAAACAGCAAAGAGAGGCUCUAUGAGGAACACUUUAAAGAUGUUGAUAAAAUAUACAGUCUUGCCCAGGAAGAAAUUUACAGUGGCAGAGGUAGCAAACUGGGGCCAGGGAAGAUAAAGAGUUCGCAAGAAGAUAUAUUCUUUGGUAGAUCCUGUAAUAGCGAGAUUUAUCAGUUGAGUCAGGAGAGUCGUGGAGAUUCUGUGUCAGUGGAACGAAGAAGAUCCAGGGACCAAGAGAAGAUCACACCUGGAAGACGAGUGAGCAGAGUGGUUACCAUGGAUAAACCUUUGAAGAAGCAACUGAGCGAUUCCACGUCGAAUUUGAAUUUGAUAGAGCAUAAUCAGCCAAGAGUCAGAAAGAGAAGCAGAGCUGGAAGUGAACCACCUGUCAGCAGAUCAGAGGAUGCUACGAAGGCUCUCGAGGAGACUAGAUUGAAGAGAUCUCAGAGUGAUAUAGACGUGGAUAGAGGAGAUUUGAUGACCAGAGUCGAGUUGCCCAGGAGAGGAAGCUUUUUGAAUCCUGGAAGCGCUAGGAGACCUAAUAGUAUCAAAGGUGGCACUCCUUUGGGAUUCACCGAACUUUUUGAUGAGUUUAGGAAUCAGGAGGGUCUGACUAGUGUCGACGACAUCUUGGCUGCUAUUAUCGAUCCUGAAGGGAUGUCAUUCAACGACUUGAAACCCCUGUACAAAGAGUUCUUGUUAAAAUUGGCCGCCACACUGACACAGGAUGAGCUAUAUCAGAGAUCAGCGAGCAUAAUGAGGAGGCGUCGAAGGCCACAACGAAGACGAUCCAGUCGUCGAACCUGCUUACUUGGCAGGGCUAUCAAAAGGUCUGUGUCGAGGUUGAAGGGUGGACCGACGGAAUUCACUUCCGUGAUCUUCCCUGCGAGAAGACUGAACGAUAGUUUCGGUAGUAGCUCUUCUUGCGACGCCAGGAACAAUCAUAGGAAUCGUGUAUUGGCUAAUAAAUUAGGCAAGAGAAGAUCUUCGUGGAGGACGAGUAAAAAUGGCGCCUGCCAUACUACUUCUGAAGAUAGCGACACUUGCAGAAGACUAAACAGAAGCGCAGGAGCGGCAGCGAACAGGAGCAGCAGCGGUUACGUGAGUUGCAGCGAGUGUAGCUACGAUUCAGAGUCGUGCACCUGCGUGUCAGCGGACAAAUGCUACUGCUCGUUGUCGAGGAGGAUCCCGACGCAGCCUCACGUUCCUCCAAACACGGUGGUAUGUGCUUGUGACACUGACAGCUGCUCUGAAAGCAAUAAGUGUUACUGUGCUCGGCAGCCGAUCCGGCCGACGAUACUGGAGCAGCUAAGGCAGAGAGGCAUCGUGCCCUCUGAAGGCACCCUCAGCCGAGCCGGAAGCCCGGACAAAGCUCGAGCGGUCAAGACCAGCAGAUGUCGAACGCCCUCCCAAGGUUUGGAUGUACUCAAGAAGCAGUCAUCGUCAAGCUACGGUAGUUCGAACAACUUCGCCCUAGAUUACGACCUGUUCAAUCCAGGACGAAAGUCUCAACAGUCUUCGGACAGCGAGAAGGUGCUAGUCGUUAGUGCUAGAGACACGCAGGGCCGUUUAGUGUACGUCGGUGGCGCUGACAGAGACAAGAAAUGUCUUUCCCAUUGUUCCAGUCGAUCUGGAGCGCAUCACGAAGCCCUUUCGAUCAAGAAAAGCGCGGAAAUCGCGGCCAUCUUCGGCGCUGAAUCGAGUAGAAUCAGCAGGCGAACCAGUAACGCUUCCAGCGUCAAGAGUUCCAUUAGUUUGGAGGCUGGUUUAGGAUAUUUACCAUGAAGAUCCUUUUUUCCUUGAUAAAAUUACAUCCUCUGCUUGAUCUGAUCGGAAAAUUAUAAGGAUUAGAAAAUAUAGUUAUAUCACAGGAUGAUUGUAAAUUAAAUUAAUACGCCAAAUUAUACAGUAAUGACAUUUACAUGACAUUAAGUAAAAAGUAAGGACCGGAAAAGUUUAAAAGAUUUAAAUUUGUCCUAGUAAUUUUCUAAAUUCUUCUUUCAUAAUUGUUUCCAUUUUUGUAGAGAUAAUAUCUUCCAUUAUGUCAAAGCAGAGAAAUUUCUUCUUCGUGUAUACUUUUAAUUUUUAACUUUUAUAUACGCAUUCUUUUUAAAAUUAAAUAAAGUAUAAACCAUUAAUCAAUCAUCAAAAAAUAUAGAAAAGUCUAUUCUUGAGGAAAAAUUUUCGAUCAGAUUUAGUAGAUAUUAUACAUAAAUAUACAUAUAUAUAUAUAGCUAUUUUUUUAUUUUUUAUUAAAAAAAAAGACACCAUUUAGCAAAGAGGUGUAAAUACUGAAAUAAAUACUUCAAAGAGAACGCCGAAGAAAAAAAAGAUACGUAAAAGACAUCGAACUAUUUUUUACGAGGGCAUAAACGCUCCAGCAAUAAUAGUUUCUAUUUUUACUUUUAGAAUAUUAUUUGUCUUUUACUAAAGAAAUACCUUGAACUCGCGUUUUUGAUAUUCAAUUACUAUUUAGUUGAUUCAAGCUAAUUGGCAUGAAAAAUCACGGAGAUAUAAUGUCUACGUAUAUAUUGAUAUUAUAGCGCGUGUAUAUUAAUUAAUAACGGUACUGUCGUUUACAUGGUUCGCAGAAAUGUACCAGUUCUUUCCAUAACGGUACCAUAUUCUCGUUUCUGCGAGACUUGAUCUCAGCAAAAGUGACUCUGAGUCGAGCACGCUAAAAUUAGCGAUUUACUGUUCGCACUACAGACAUUAUAAAAAUGGAAAAUAUUCAAUACCGUGAUUCUGAUAACGUGUACGAAUAUCUUGCAAGUACCUGCAUUAUCACUUGUAAAAUUUUCUUUCCUUUAUUUUUGCAUUCUUGACAAUUAUUUAUAGAUCAAAGUAUCUAUUGAGAUUUAAACAAUUUUUUUAUUCGUCUUUUUGACUGCUGUUUAAUGUAUACGUGAAAAUAAUUCGCAAUGAUAGCUGAUCCAAUUUAGUAUAGAUCUGUUUGUAAGAUUUUUGGUUGAAUAUGAUCAAUUAUUAGUUUGUAUUUUUGUCAAUCCUCUGUUGCUACACAGGACCUGAUAACUUGACUAAAGAUAGUUUAACAAACGAAGCAAGGGAACAGUGCAAUACCACGCGCAGCCUCGUCUCUUCUGAGGUAAAUUAUCGUUUUAUUAUAAUAUGUACAGUUCUUGUGCAAUGUGUAUGAAAUAUGAGGCAAUUCCUAUUGUUGCACCGAUAUUUCUUCAUGUACUAUUAAUAAAGUCUUGAUCCAUUUUAUGGAA
This is a messenger RNA of Bombus pascuorum, 5657 nucleotides long. RefSeq lists its product as uncharacterized. The coding region runs from base 814 to 4209 and encodes 1131 amino acids. The record is from RefSeq and is a predicted model, not a curated record. NCBI's taxonomy places the organism in Eukaryota, Metazoa, Arthropoda, Insecta, Hymenoptera, Apidae. The transcript has 9 exons.